AUGCCUGGCACACAGCGUAUCCACGAUGGAUACCAAUGCGCCGACGGUGUUGUGAAACCGGGGGAGCUACAGCUAGAUGCUCCCAGUACCCAUCACAUAACCCUGUUGUCUCGCAAUGAGGUCUAUAGCCCUCAAUUGUCUGGAUCUGUUCUGGUACCAAUUUCGUCUCCUAGAUUCGACCAGCCAGAAUGCCCCGAUAUCACACUCACCUUGGAUCAAGUGUUAACAACCCGAACACGCGACUCCAUGGCUAUCGGUAAGAAAAAUGUCCAUCUGUUCAAGCGCCUGUCGAGGCGGCGCCUCGCUCCGAACCGAGUCAAUGCGGCUCAUGAGUUUCGAGGCUGUUCGGAUGUAGAAACAGUCAUGAAGUGUAUAUUAGAAGGCUCGCCAACGGUAUCCACAGCUGACCAGCACGGUGGCAUGAGGCUAUUGCGAUUUCAAUUUCUUAUUCCCAUUCCUGCUAGGGAAGUAUCCUACACGCUUACGGCCACUGCAACCUGGCCCUCAGGGACCUCGACAAGCACGACGAGACCGAUCCAGAUAGCUCGCUGCGUGCUUCCUGGUCCCGGUUAUGGUGUCAGCCACGUUCGAAACUAUCACGGGGCAACAUUGUCAACAGAACUUGCCGCGAGAUUAACAUACUCUGCCAAUCUUGUCGCUCGUCGAACAAUUACCCCCGGGGAUCGGCCUAUGGAAAUGAAGUAUGUGGUCAUCAAAGAGCUCAGGUGGUGGGUGGAAGAGACAGACACCACGACAUGCGAGAAGCAAUGCGUACGCCAAGUAGGACGCGGGACACAGAAAGGGCGAUGGACUGCCAACACUGAUGGGGAAAUUGAGAUCGUGUUCGGGAUCACGAUCCCACGGAGUGCAGAAGCUGUAGACAGCUUAGAUAUCUCUUCAUAUCGCGUCUCCUCGGCACCAGUGCUUCCAAAUCAAGCAACUUCGGAAUCUCUUCGACCUUACAUGCUAUCUACCAAGAAGAGAGCAAUUACCGUUAGCCAUCAACUAAAACUUGAGAUAAUCACAGGCGAGGACACUCACCACCAGAAAACCAGGAGCUUGCUGGAUCGAAAACGGCUUUGGAAAUCCUUCAAGGCGUUUUACCCUCUUUUACUGCAUGAAGUGACGACCGGUGAAGACCUGCCCGAGGGCCUUCUGCACGAAAACCCGUCUCUCCCGCAAUACGAGGACGGAUCUGCAAUGCCACCAACUUAUGAUGUCUCGUCUUGAUACCUUUCUCUCAUACGUUCAGGGUUGCAGCAUAUCACAAA
Messenger RNA from Aspergillus pseudonomiae, 1271 nucleotides. RefSeq lists its product as uncharacterized. The coding region runs from base 1 to 1230 and encodes 409 amino acids. Lineage: Eukaryota; Fungi; Ascomycota; Eurotiomycetes; Eurotiales; Aspergillaceae. The record is from RefSeq and is a predicted model, not a curated record. The transcript is spliced from 5 exons.